Rotaria sp. Silwood2 is the source of this 1662-nucleotide messenger RNA. The record is from the annotation of a GenBank genome assembly. NCBI's taxonomy places the organism in Eukaryota, Metazoa, Rotifera, Eurotatoria, Philodinida, Philodinidae.
AUGGCAUCAAAUCAUCAACCAAAUUUUAUUCGUCAAGAACGAAUACUAGUUUCAUCUGCAAUUCCUUCUGCUACACUUGAUCUUUUUGCACUUCCUCGACGUCCUGCUCCAACAAAUUCAUCACGUCAAAGGGGUGAAUAUCUUUUAACCAACCAUUUCUCCUGUGUAUUCGCCAAUAAUCUUCCGCUAUAUCAAUAUGAUGUAGCUAUUGAAGAACUCGGCUCAUGUUCAGGUGAAUGGUAUGAAUCUAAAGGUCGGUCACGCUGUGGUCGUAUUAUGCAAUUACUUAUCUGUAACGGUGGCUUUGAUCCACAAGUUGUCGUUUGGUAUGACGAACAAAAAUGUUUAUACACUACAUCAUUGUUAACGUCACCACAAUUGAUCAUUAGUAAAGAUGGUCGAAUGCGUAUCCUUGAAACACUUCUGAAGAAAUCACUGCAAGAUCAAGUUGAAGUUGUUAAUAAUACUUGUUAUUUUUUGAAUGAACCACCUAAGAAAUUGGCUGGUGGAUUCGAAGAAAGGCUUGGUUUUACUCAGGCACUUAAUCUAUCAUCUGGUCGUUCAACAUUAAAUAUUCAAACAAAACUAACAACAUUUUAUCCUGAAAUUGCUCUGCUGGAUUUUAUUCACAUUCAAAUUGGUUCAAAGCGAAUACCAAAUGAAAAUGAAUUUAAAAAAUUAAAUCGAAUAUUAAAAAAUUGUUUGGUUGUUACAAGACAAUCAAAUUGGAAACAAGCUUAUGAAAUUGAUCAAUUCGACCAGCGACGACCAACUGAAAUCACAAUUGAAUCAGGUGAAACAUUAGUUGAAUAUUACAAAAACGCAAAAAAUAUUACAUUAAAUCAAACAAAUUAUCCAUGCAUUCAAAGUUUUACUAAUAGCUAUUUAUUUGUUUUAGCUGUUGUUGGUUCGGGUGAUUCAUUAUGUUCAACAACAGCUGUACGUGUUUGUCAGCAGUAUCCGAAAGAAGGCAAAUGUUCAAUUGAAACAAUUGUUGGAAUGGCUGAUAUGGUCGAACAAUUAUUAGAUUAUUAUCGACAAGCAAAUAAAGUCUUACCAAAUAAAGUUGUUUUCUAUCGUGAUGGCGUAGAUGAUGGUCAAUUUGGAAAAGUUAUUGCUCAUGAAAUUCCUGCAAUUCGUCAGGCAUUCGAUCGUAUUUAUGGUAAAAAAUCUAAUCAUCCAUUGUUAACUUUUAUCGUUGUAAAAAAACGUCAUAAUACACGUUUUUUUAAUUAUAAUUCAUCAACAAAACAAUUUAGUAAUAUGAGUAUUGGAACUGUUAUUGAUACAACAAUAGUUCAUCCAUAUCAAAAUAAUUUUUAUUUAAAUUCUCAUUAUGCUUUUCAAGGUGUUAAUCAUUCAUCACUUUAUCAUGUACUUUUCGAUGAUAUUGGUUUUACUGCUGAUGAAUUACAUUUAUUAACAUAUCAUUUAUGUUUUACGGAUCCUCGAUCAUCGGCUGCUGAAGCUAUUCCAUCAGUUGUACAUCAAGCUGAUAUAGCAGCAAUGAAAGCUCGAGAUUUAUUUUAUGAUGAUGAACGUUCAUCAGCAACAAGUGUCGGUGGACGUAGUCAAGCAUUACGAAAUCCAACUUUGAAUGAUUUAGAUUAUGAAAUUCUCGAUGUACAUGAGAAUCUUAAGAAUCGACCAGUAUUUGGUUAA